Messenger RNA from Ceratitis capitata (Mediterranean fruit fly), 6871 nucleotides. RefSeq lists its product as uncharacterized. Gene Ontology annotation, biological process: protein phosphorylation; actin cytoskeleton organization. Bases 1352 to 5236 code for a protein of 1294 amino acids. Gene Ontology annotation, molecular function: protein serine/threonine kinase activity; ATP binding. The record is from RefSeq and is a predicted model, not a curated record. The transcript has 7 exons. Gene Ontology annotation, cellular component: nucleus; cytoplasm. NCBI's taxonomy places the organism in Eukaryota, Metazoa, Arthropoda, Insecta, Diptera, Tephritidae.
CCUACAUGAUGUGGCAGCACUACGGCAACGCGGCGUUGCCAACUAUCUACACGAAUCCAAUUGGCAAACUUUUCUGAUCCGCUUCUUCUUGGAAUUUUGUAUAUUUCUGCUUUCAGUCCGUUUUUUUCGUCCGUACGCGUAGAUGCAUUUUUAAAUUUCGCAGUCGCCUCGGUUCCAUCACAAAUAUUCGAUGAAAUGUACAGACAAGAUUGCUGAAUAUGAGCUAAAAGAAAAAUAACAACAGUUCAAAUAUAAACACAUAAAUAAAACAGUGCAAACCAUAGUAAUCUAUAUUAAAUUCUGAGCUGUGCAGUGAAAAAGACAAAGCUCAUAGAUAUUUUAGACUCAAGAAAGUCACGAGAAUAGCAAAAAAAAGGUUGCACAAAAAAAUGCAAGAUACCAAUACAAGCAAAGUUACAAGUGUGCUGUGAAGAAAGAAAACUCAUAAAGAAAUUUACGAUUAAAAUAAAAGUUGGGGCAUAGAAAAUUUUCUAUAUAUACGACUGCAACGAAUUGGUGUAUCUUGGAUUUAGUAACAAAACAUUUCCAUAUCACCUCCAGCCAGAUUGCGUGCUUCCAAUUACGUUUCCAAAUAAUAUACACUCGUUUAUUAUGCACUUUCUGCAAUUUGGUGCAUGCAAAUGAAAAGCUGAGAAAAUAGUGAAAGAAAAUUGCAUGUCCGCAAAUUAAAUGAUUUGCCAUCAAAUAAAACGUCAAAUGUGCAAAUAAUACUUAUUUACCGUUAAAGUGAAUGAAUGUCAGUGAGAAGAAAAUCGCAGUUAUUUACCAAAAGUGUUACCACAAGCGCAUACACACAAACGUGUAUUUGUAUGUGUAUUUAUCGAAACCACAAAAGCAAAAAAUAUAUUUUAUUGGAAUAAAUGUUCUCCACUGAAACGAGACCACACAAUUAAUUACCCUAAUAUUUUUGUUCGAAAAUCAGACAUUCGAAAACAAAAAAUUGAUUUGUUCUUCAUCAUUCUUGUGAUUAAUUUUCGUUCAUUUUUGUUUCAAAUUUCCGUUGAAGUAAAUCAAAAUUUUUUUCUGUUUACAUAUAAAUUAGUGCGUGUCAAAGCAGCAGCAGCAACAGCAGCGACUAAAAAAAUUACGCGUCGCGUCUUCUUGUCCACAUAUACGUUCGAUCAGCUUCGCUUUGCGUUCCCCGCACACGUGGCGACGAGACAGAAAAAAAGCUUUGUUUGUUGCAUUUGAAUUCGUCAUUUCGUCAUUUCGUCAUCGAUCGCGUUCGGGUAAUCACUGCAUCAGUAGCAUCAGCGGCAUCACAGUGUUUGCCAACGGUAAUGAGUUUUAGUUCAUACGCGACGUCAAACAUUCAGCACAGCUGAUAGCUAUGAACGCGAAUCAACACAGUGGGCCCGGUCCGCCGUCAACAAAAGUAAUUGCAACGACAACAACAAUGAAUUCAGCAGCGGCUGCACAUCAUACAUCGUAUAACGGCAUUGGUGGUGUUGUUGGAGGUGGUGCUGGUGCUGGUGCUGGGGCUGUUUUUUCUGGCAGUAGUGUGGGUGGUGGCGUUGAUCAGGUUGAUGCCUCAAUUAUGGCAUCGAAAACAUUUGCAACAAAGUGUGCAACAUUAACACCCGCGACAACAACAAAUACAGCAACAUAUGGCAGUAUGAAAAGUGCUUACGCGGCUGUAACGCCAGCUGCAGCAACAGCAACAUCAACGGUAACUAACGGUGUACACGGUGCUAAUACGUCCAGUGCUAAAACAAAUGGCUGCAGCAGCAAUAGCAACAACAACAAUGACAGCUGCAGCUCUAGUGCCAACGUCAGCAAUGUUAAUGUGAAUAAUCAUUCAACGGCACCGCCUGUCGCCCGCACCAUCUCGUCCGAUCGCCUGGUGACAGGGCCGUCGUGCAAAGCGCUGCGAACCGCCGUGUCAGCACUUUACUCCGUCGACGAUUUUGUCAAGGAGAAAAUUGGCUCUGGAUUCUUCUCCGAAGUCUUUAAGGUCACUCAUCGUACAACCGGUGAAGUUAUGGUGCUGAAAAUGAAUCAGCUGCGUGCAAAUCGACCAAAUAUGCUCAGGGAGGUGCAGCUGCUGAAUAAAUUAUCCCAUCCAAAUAUUUUAAGUUUUAUGGGUGUUUGUGUGCAAGAAGGUCAAUUGCAUGCGCUGACAGAGUACAUCGAAGGCGGCUCACUGGAACAGCUCCUGGCUAACGAUGAGGCGGUGUUGAGUGCUGCUAUGAAACUAAGACUGGCGUUGGGUAUAGCAAAUGGCAUGGCUUAUGUGCAUGAUGCGGGCAUUUUCCAUCGCGAUUUAACAAGCAAAAAUGUGUUAAUACGCAAUAUGCCCGAUGGACAAUUCGAUGCUGUUGUUGGCGAUUUCGGUUUAGCAGCGAAAAUACCCGAUAAAAAUGGCAAAACGCGCCUCGACACAGUCGGCUCACCCUAUUGGGUAAGCCCCGAGUGCCUCAAGGGUCAAUGGUAUGAUCAGACGAGCGACGUCUUCUCCUUUGGCAUUAUACAGUGUGAGAUAAUAGCGCGCAUAGUCGCCGAUCCGGAUGUGAUGCCGCGCACGGAUGCGUUUGGCUUGGACUAUUUGGCCUUCGCCGAGUUGUGCCCGGCCGAUACACCCGCUGUAUUUCUGCGGCUAGCCUUCUAUUGCUGCAUCUAUGAAGCCAAAAGCCGGCCGACUUUUCACGAAGCUGUUAAAAAGCUAAGACUUAUAAUGCAAGAGUACGAAAAUGGUUGCAAUGGCAACUGCAGCGCAGUACUGAAUUCAUCGAGUCCGCUGACCUCCCUCGAGUUAAACGGUUCACUUAACGGCAGUGGCAUAGCAUCGUCAACUGUAACAGCAGAACAAAAUCUAUCGACAAGUCACAAAAACGGCUGUUUGCGACAAUGCUAUGUCAGCAAUACACUACGCAAUGCAAACAGCCGAUGUAGCUGCCACAAGAGCGUUGAGACAGCGUCAAAAGCACCAGUUAUGCAAACAGCGCCUGCCGGCACUGAGUCCACACAUAACUACAAAGAGUUGGAUGAGAACGGCUUUCGUUUUCCCAAUGGCAAAACGAGUACUGGCGGCAGCACUACUCCCUACCAAACGCCAAAUGGUUCGUCAGCGGAAUACAACGAAUUUGAGGAGCGUGUGCUAGAGACGCGCGUGCGUCGUGUGACUAAAAAGUUAGAAGCCGAUCUGCAACUACAACAGCAUCGUCGCUCGUUUAGCGAAAAUAUCAUACACUUUCCGUUGCAUACAACGCCCAGCGACAAGGCGCGCUGUCAUCAAAUGCAACGGCAACGUUCGUCCACUCAUUCGCCUACACCACCCGCGCAAACGCGCAUAAAUGGCGGCAGUGAUAAGUCAGCGCAACCAACAAGUGCCGAUGCCGUCGCCACCUGCAACACAGUGGAUGCCCCCCAAGUGCCGGUGCCAGCGACGCAGCAAACGGCCGCACUAACGCUGCGUAAGGUCGCCGAGACAAUGUGCUUGAAGGAUCCACACUAUAAACCCAUCCGCUCCGAUCACAAUGGCGUAAAGAGCAAUCCAUUCACAACGUUAGCGCAGUUGCGUGGCGUCAAGAAGAUACUCGGCGCUAAUCCGAAAACAUACGCUGCCGGCGUAGGUGAUCUGUUUAGUUCAUGUUUUGAAAUGUCCGCACCGUUCUUUAAAGAGCUUGCGGCUGAGCUGGCUAAAAGCACAAACAAAACGGCGACAACGAGUGAAGUUGGCUGUGCGGUGGCAGCACGUCUGAGUGCCGGUGGCGUUGGACGUGGUUUGCCCACCACCAUUAAUGAACCAAAGAGCUUACCCUCUUCGCCACAAUUGGCACGAAAAUUCAGCGUUAUCGAACUGAAGUCAACACCGCAUGGUCCGCCCGCGACUGCGGCCACAACCGUGACGGAGGAUGACGAUGAUUGUGACGAUUGUGCGUCAGAUGGUGAGCCCGAUGGCGAUGGCGGUGGCAACUGCGCAGAUGCCGAGUCCAGUAGCGAUGACUCCGCCGAACCACGUGCUGUACACCUUUCAACGCCAGCUGCGCGUAAAUAUCGCGCCAACUCGCUCUUCACACAUCCGCUAUUCUUGUGCAGCAGCGGCACAGGUGUUGUCAAUCUGGACGAGGCUACUGCUGUGUUAACGGCAGCAAUGACAACCACAUCCACGACCACAGUCUGCACGACUAGCGAUUGUGCGUCGAAUACAGUGUACUCCACAUCUGAGGAUGGCUGUGAGGAGCACGAGCUGCCAAAAACUAAAUUAUCACCAAUUAUCGUUGCCUUGCCCGCGAUUUCAUCACCAACGCCACCGACACAAGCACCAAUGGCGUCUUUGGUCGCAACACCGGCAUCAGUUUCGUCGUGCCCGGACUUUGAGUUGCAUGAAAUUAAACCAACCGACUUGUUGCCGAAUAAAGGUACGCUGACACGACGCGACUCCAUAGAGAGUGGUUUCUAUUCAUGUUUUAACGAGGAAUCAGAUCCAGCAAUCAAUAACUCGACCACAUACGUCACAGCGACGGCAGCUUCCACCACCUCCAUCGAUAUGGGUCUAAUGAACCGCCUAGCGCUCGACUCGGGCAUACACUCGGUGCUGCAACGCAGUAACUUUGCCGUAAAUCAACUACUCUACUGCAAGAACCGUACUUCAUCCAUUUACACCGACAGCUCGGAUGACAUCAGCAGCUUGGCCGGCUCCGAUUCCCUCUUAUGGGACGAUCGCUCCUUCACCGCUAUACCCAGCACGCGUUCAGCGCAAAUCGCAACAAUUGUUGAGUAUUUUGAACGUAAGCGACAAGUACCUGAUGACAUGGCGCCGCCCAGCCGCAACUCGUUCCUUCGUAGCGGCUCUUCAAGUGCUGGCAGUGCACAUCAUGCAACAAGUACGUCGAAUAGCGCGGCAUCCACUGCUGCUGCCGCCGCUAUGGCAGCUACCACAUCGUAUGGCCUUAGUAAUUUGGCUUCGUACGAUAUGCGACGUUAUACAGACUACAAACGACAUGCGACAAUAAAUUCGGAUUAUGAGGCAUUCUGUUUCGAAUUGGACAAGAAGCCGGUACAGCAGCGUUUGACCGUUUGUGAGGGUGCUGUCAAGUCCAAGUUGCAAAUAUUCGACAAAACGAAGCAACAACAGCAACAGCAACAGCAACAACAGCAGCGUGUGCAGCUGCAGCAGCAGCAACAACAGCAGUCGACGUCAGCAACAACAGCACAACAAACGCAUGUGCCGACGACUAGUGGCUUGCAAAACGGCGUGAUCUCGAAGAAGUAAGCCUGCACUUGACAGCACGCCGUUCGGAUUGAUUAAAACAAAUACACGGUGCGUCUGCGCUUCAUAUUUGUUUUCUUCAUACAAUUUCAUUGCACAUUUCAUACAUCAUUCAUUAUUUCAUAAGAAUUGUUAUCUCAUUACCGCACUGUUUUGAAGAGUUGCGAGCGCGGGUGAUGUAUUUCUUAUUUAAAAUUCGAACAAAAAGUUACAGCUGCGCUUGUGGGAGAGGCUAUGGCGAGUAGUGUUAGAAGUUAUGAUUUCCUACUUAAAUAAUAAACACAGUGCAAAUGAAGCUUAAAAAAUGUGAAAUAUUAAAAAAAAAAACAAAGAAAUUUCGAAUUAUACGAAAGUUUAAAGAAUAAUCUGCGCUUGAAAAAACUUAUAAUCAUUUUAAUAAUUAGACAUAUCUUUGAAUGACUUAAUUUUGGCUGAAUGAAACAUAUAAUUGCAUUUCAAAAGUAAGUUUUUUGAAAAAUUAAAAACCGAAUCGUAAAGAAUACAAAUACAUAUUUAAAAGCACACGCUUUGUGAUGCCAAAAAAAAAUUAUUUAUGCAAUAUUGAGUUGCAUAACUGUAAUAUGAACGAAAAAUAGUUUCAAAAUAUUUCGAAAAACAAACAUUUUUAUGAAAUAACCGUGACUUAGGCAGGCGGAAAGGGAAAGGGGUUAGCCUCCAAGAAUAUAAUUGAACCAAAUUUUCAAACAAAAGGCAGCUGUAACUUUACACAAAAACUAACAGAUUGUAACUUUUAAGUAAUGAAAAGUACAACAACACAAAUAAAUUUUUGAUUACAACUCGCCAACACAACUCGAUCACUUUUUUCUCAUAUUUACUUAUGUAAUACACUUUUAUCAUAUCACCAUCAUCAUGUCAUCAGUUCAGCGUUCAAUUCAUGGUCAAUAGCAACUAUUCUUGCUUUCAACCAUGUUUUGUGCUGUUUAUUAGUGAACAAAAUGCGUUAAAACAACAGCUGAUGCGUAAGAAUUCCCAAAUAUUUAAUGUUUAUACAGAUACAUAUGUACGUACUCGUAUAUACAUAUGUACAUAUAUCAAUCAUCUCAAUUGAAACAACUAAUUAUAUCUUCCUGUUCACAAUACACACCCACACAAACAUAUUCAAUGCAAAUAAUACAAUUUAAAUAUAUGUAAAUACAUACAUACACGUAUAUACCUACAUAUAGUAUAUGUAACCAAUUUAUAAGUACUGAUAUUUACAUACAUAUAUGAGAAAUAAAGUUUUGUACUCGUUAAGUGGUAAAUACACACACAAACCAACAACAAAGAAUGAAGAAAAUUUUAUUGUUUGUGUUUUGUAAAAUAAGAAGAAGAAAAAUGUAAGGAAAUAAAUGAUGAAAGGAUGAAGAGAGGAGCACAGCACAGGCAAAAUGCAAUGCAAGUGAAAGCCAAAAUAUUCUACUAACAUUUUAAGGUAUAGCGGAAUGAAAAUUGAUUAAUAUUUAUAAAUAAAAGUAAAAUGAAAUGUAAUAAGAAAAUUUGUUAAAUAACUAUUAUUUCUUACAAAAAAAAAAAAAAAACGAUUAACUAAAAAUUAUAAUAAAAUAAUAAAUAAAUAAAUGUUGUUGUAUGAAACAAUUGUUAAUAGAAUGCAGUAUUAAAAAUAUUAAAGAAAAAUCU